AUGUCGCUUGCCACGUUGUGCUCGCUGGCCGGCGUGCCCAUGCCUGCUGGCGAUCGAGACGACGGGCGGAGCGGCCGUGGUGGAGGCGGCGCAGCAGCGGCGCCGCCAGCGGGCCCUGUGGGGGGCUUCCCGGGGAUGCCACCCAUGGGCGGGAUGCCGCCGAUGCCGGUUCCUGGCGGCGUGCCAGGCAUGCCAGAGAACCACCAGAUGCAGCAGAAUCUGAACGACUAUUAUACCCGGAUGUGGUCCAGCUACGCCAUGCAGCAGCAGUCGGACAAGAUGAAGGCCGCUCAGAUGCCCACUGGCCCAGCUUUCGACAAGGAGGCCCUCGCGCGGCUCGCCGAGAGGGCAGCGCAGGCCCCGCCCGAGCCUCCUGCGCAGCCUCCGGCGUACGAAGAGCAGCCAGCGCCUGCUCCGCCAGCGCACGCAGAGCAGUCAGACCAUGCGCCGAAGGCGUCGGACGCCACCAGCAGCCUCGAGGCCGAGGUGGCCAGACUGCGCGCGGAGAACGAGCGCUUGCGCGCCGGUACCUCGCAGAUGUCCCAGAGCCCACCGCCGGCAGCGCCCACGGCUCCCGCUGCACUAAGUUCCACGAGCAUGGCGAGCUCGGCAGCGGGCAUGGGUCCUGGCCAGAGCAUGGGCAUGACGAUCAACCAGCAGAAGAGGGUCGCAGACGUUACCCUGAAGGGCUUCCUCAACCCCAGGGCGAUGGAGGCGCAGAAGCCGCAGAAGGAUGACGAGUCCGUGCAGAAGAUGCUUGAGCGGCUGCAAGGCAAUGUAGAGCAGACCAAGCAUGCGGUCGAGCUGAACCAGGAGCAGAUGAAGGCACGGGCGGCACAGAUGCGUGCAUCGGGGCAGGCGAUGGGCGCUUGGUCGCCGGAAGUCGGCCUGAACGCCUUCAGGGAGGACUUGAGGACGCGCGCCGAUUUCGAGUUCGAGGCGCUCACCUCGCGCAUGCAGUCGGCGACAGAGCCAGCCGACAUGGACAAUAUCGCGAGGGAGGUGCUCAUCAGGUUUUCCUCCUUCAAUCCGCAGCAGGUGGUUGAGCUGCUGCAGAAGCUGGACGGCGCCUCGGGGCUUCAGCACCACCAGGGCGGAGACUUCCUCGCCGAGAUGAGCCGCCUGGUGGUCCCGCGGCUGAAGGAGUUCAGCAGCAGCCAGUUCACGUCGCUGACGAGCACCUUCGCGUCCUGGUCCUCGGAGGCCCGUGCCGACUCGAGGAAGCGCGGCGGACGCUUCGUGGAGUUCUCCAAGGCCUUCUUCAACGCGGCAGCGCAGGAGAUGUCAGUACGACUGAUGACGUUCGCUCCCCACGAGCUGAACUGCUGCCUGGCGGCAUUCGUGUCGGUGGGUUUCUCCGACCACAAGUUCUUCGCUUCCGUUAGCCGUGCUGCCCUCGCACGCCACAGCAGUUUUGCCCCAGUUCAGCUGACUGCGCUGCUCGCCAUCCUCUCGGAGAUGCGACUCGUGCACGGGGAUUUGUUCAAUGCAGCUGCCGGCUUCUUGACCACCCGGGCGAAGGAGCUGCGCCCUGUGGAUAUCAUACGCGUGCUCCGGUCCUUCUCCAAGUGCAACAUGCAGCACCAGGGCCUCUGCAAGGCCGUGAGCGACGAGGUCGUCAGCCGCACGAGGGACCCGAAGACUGCGGGCAGCUUCAAGGCGGAGGACCUCUGCGAGAUAUCCUGGGCGCUGAUGGUGCUGAACCACUACCACGAGGGCAUCUUCAGGACCAUGUUCCAGUAUCUGGAAAAGACGCCGACGAUCGCCGCCGACGCCCUGCUGCAGCUGUACGAGUGCCACCUGGCACUGCAGGCGGAGUAUUCCGACCAGUACAAGCGGUACCAGAUUGACCCAGACCUGGCAGACACGCUCGAGGACCACUACAAGGACUACCGCAAGGACGAGCGCCGCUGCUCGGAGAAGCAGCGCAACGACGUGGCCUCGGCGCUGAAGUCGCUGGUAGAUGGCUCGGUCCACGUCAACCACCGCACGAGCUCUGGCCUGCUGGUCGACGUCGCCGCGCUGCGCAAGCGCAGCUCGACCGACGGCUUCGUGCACGUGGACCUGGAUUCGAACGUCACCACGGUUCGCGCGCUGGACCAGGAGGACCCGGCGCAAGCCUUGGUGACGGAGGGCGCGGUCGCGUUGAGGCGGCGCCUCAUCCAAAAGGCCGGGUUGCGCCUCGUGACUGUGCGCGAGAGCGACUGGCGUGACCUGGACGACUCGAAGGACAAGAGGCGCUUCCUGAGGUCGCUGCUGUCGGCUCUGGGCGACGUCUUGGAGUGA
This is a messenger RNA of Prorocentrum cordatum, 2286 nucleotides long. NCBI's taxonomy places the organism in Eukaryota, Dinophyceae, Prorocentrales, Prorocentraceae. The record is from the annotation of a GenBank genome assembly.